Molecule: messenger RNA, 1869 nt
Organism: Penicillium roqueforti
Lineage: Eukaryota; Fungi; Ascomycota; Eurotiomycetes; Eurotiales; Aspergillaceae
Gene: osm1
Product: putative fumarate reductase Osm1
Exons: 2
Coding region: 1-1869 (622 amino acids)
Molecular function (GO): oxidoreductase activity; FMN binding
Source: RefSeq, a predicted model, not a curated record
AUGGCUGCACCUCAAGUAAUUGUGGUCGGUGGUGGCCUCUCUGGCCUCAGUGCCGCACACACCGUCUACCUCAACGGUGGCAACGUCCUGGUUCUGGACAAGCAGGCGUUCUUCGGUGGUAACUCUACCAAGGCCACCUCCGGUAUCAACGGUGCUCUCACCCGCACCCAGGUCGAUCUCGGCAUCCAGGACAGCGUCAAGCAGUUCUACGAUGACACCCUCAAGUCGGCCCGUGACAAGGCCCGUCCCGACCUGAUCAAGGUCCUGACCUACAAGUCCGCCGCCGCCGUCGAGUGGCUGCAGGAUGUCUUCAACCUCGACCUCACCCUCGUCUCCCGUCUCGGAGGACACACUUUCCCCCGCACACACCGCGGUCAUGACGCCAAGUUCCCCGGUAUGGCCAUUACCUACGCCCUGAUGCAGCGAUUGGAAGAUCUCGCCGAGAAGGAGCCCAGUCGUGUCCAGAUCAUCAAGAAGGCCGACGUCACCUCCGUCAACAAGUCUGGUAACAAUGUCACCGGCGUUACCUACACUGUUGACGGCGAGAAGAAGGUCGCCGACGGUGUCGUCAUUCUCGCUACCGGUGGUUACGCCGCUGACUUCAGUGAGACUUCUCUCCUCAAGAAGUACCGCCCCGACACCUACGGGCUGUCCUCUACCAACGGUACUCACGCUACUGGUGACGGCCAGAAGAUGCUGAUGGCCAUUGGCGCCAACGGCAUCGACAUGGACAAGGUCCAGGUCCACCCAACCGGUCUCGUCGACCCCAAGGACCCCGGCGCCAAGUUCAAGUUCCUGGCUGCCGAAGCCCUCCGGGGUGAAGGUGGUCUCCUCCUCAACUGCGACGGCCAGCGGUUCUCCGACGAGCUCGGUCACCGUGACUACGUCUCCGGCAAAAUGUGGGAAGAAAAGGAAAAGGGCAAGUGGCCCAUCCGCCUCGUCCUCAACAGCAAAGCCUCCAAGGUCCUGGAUUUCCACACCCGUCACUACACCGGCCGCGGCCUGAUGAAGAAGAUGACCGGCGCCGAGCUCGUUGCCGAAAUCGGCUGCGGCGAAGCAGCCCUCAAGAAGACCUUCGACGAGUACAACCUCAUCGCCGAAGGCAAGAAGAAGGACCCCUGGAACAAGCGCUUCUUCGCCAACAUGCCCUUCAAGCUCGACGACGAGUUCCACGUCUCUGUCAUGGAGCCUGUUCUGCACUUCACCAUGGGCGGCAUCGAGAUCAACGAGCACGCCCAGGUCCUCAACAGCGAGGAAAAGCCCUUCGAGGGCCUCUACGCCUGCGGUGAACUCGCCGGCGGCGUCCACGGCGCCAACCGUCUCGGCGGUUCCUCCCUCCUCGGCUGUGUCGUCUACGGCCGUGUCGCAGGCGACUCCGCCACCCAGCACCUCCUCCAGAAGCUCCUCAGCAACGGCGGCGGCGCCGCCUCCCAGCGUCUCGGCCAGCUCUCUCUCCACAUCGACCCCAACACCCCAGGCAAGAUCUCUGUCGAGUGGGGCAGUGGCGCCACCGGCGGCAGCCUGCCCGCUCUCCCUGUCCCCGCUGCUGCACCUGCCGCCAGCGCCGAGGCCCCAGCCCCCAAGCCCGACCCCGCGACCUUCAAGGUUCCCGAGACGGAGUACAGCAUGGAUGAAGUCGCCGAGCACAACACCAAGAAGGACUUCUGGGUCGUGGUCAAGGGCGUCAUCCUCGAUCUCACCAACUGGGUCGACGAGCACCCCGGCGGCGCAAACGCCCUGUACAACUUCAUGGGUCGCGAUGCUACCGAGGAGUUCGCCAUGCUGCACGACGACGAGGUCAUCCCCAAGUACGCCGCUCAGACUGUGAUCGGUCGUGUCAAGGGCCAGACCCCCAGCUUGGAGUUGUAG